GUAAUAAAUAUGUCAAACACCCGUGUUAAAGAUAUUGAGUUAUUCAGUAUGGGUUAAAUUUUGAUUAAAUCAUUACUAAAAUCACUAAUCAUAAUAUUAAAAAACUUAAUUAAAACCUAAUUAAACCUAUUAUACCAUCACAAACAUGUAAAUCACAUUAAUAUGCAUGAAAUACAAAGCUUUGACCCAUUAAGUGUCUAAUUUUGAAAAAAUCAGCAUUAAGCACACUAAUCACAACAUUAAAGACCUUAAUUACUUCCUAAUUAACACUAUCCUGUUAUCAAAAAUAUGUCAAACAAUAUAUUAGCCAUUAAACAUAUAGAAUAUACUUAAUCAUCUCAUAAAUCAGACAUCCUUCUUGAUUAAAGUGUUCUUCCUCUUAAUCUUCCUAAAUUUGAUCCAAUCCACAAAUCACAGUUUUAUUGAGUUUAAGAGUGAAAAUGUGAGAAUGAGAAAGAGUUUGAAAGAGAAAAAUGGGUUGUAAGAAAGGGGAUGAAAGGGUUUAAAAACCAUUUCUUUUGGUUCAAACGAUUAAAUUGAUCGUUUGAAAUAAGGCAAUCUCAUACCUUGAUCGGUAAUGGUCGAAAUCCGAUUGUUACCAAUCAGUACAGGUCGAUAACGAUUGAAUUUCAAUCUUUAUCGAUUGGUACAGACCUCGUAACACUCGAUAUGGGGUCAUGUAACGUGUAUCGCCCAAUACGGGGCGGUCCGCGUAUUGGUUCCCUAUCGGAUCGAUAUGCAUCUCCUAUACCAGGCGGUAUACCACAUUAUGACGAUCCUUGGGUGUUGAUGAGUUUUGCUAUUGCCUUUUAACCAGGUUUAUGUAGCAUAAGCAUGGUAAUUAGAAAGAGAGGAAAUAGAGAGGAGAGAAAGAUAAAGGCAGCAAGCUGUCACACUUAACACUACAUUAAUAAUUCAUCUUAAUGUAAUUGAAUACAAGGGUGAUUAGCACCCUUAUAUAUAAAAAAAGUUUUUUGACCCUAGCAAGGUCAUGACAUCGAAUCCUGCCUUAACUACUUCUUGACAGACAACAUUACAUGCUUGACCGUUAAGCCACCUAAAGAGCAAAACAAAUCAUUGUAUAAUGAUAUGUUACCCUAAAUAACUAAUUGACUACUUCUAAUUUGACUUAAAUCAGUAACUUGUCUUCUAGGACUCUCUUCUCAAAUAAAUCUGUUCAAACACGUUUAACUUGGGUAGUUGAUAAAAUAAACCUAAAGAUCCAAUGAAUAAUUCAGAAAAAAAUGAGUAGACUACCCGGGGGCUAGAAUUAGGACCCUAAUUUGACAUAUUUUAAUCACUUGAAUCACAUCUUAUCAUAAUCAUAUUUUUUUACUAUUAAAAUUAACCUUCUUGACUAGGGCUUUGACCAAUUUAAAGAGAAAUGCCUCAUGAGGAGCUUAUCUGGUAGAUGUCAUAAAUGAUUUGUAUUGGCUUGUAACACUUUGGUCUUAAUUUUUAUGCAUACCCUACAUGCAUGACUAAAAUAGGAUGCAACCUUGGAGUUUACUAUUGCUAUUAAUAAUAUUAUAACGAAAAAGUGGCCAAUUUGAAACAUAUUAACUUGUUAAACAAAAGGAUAUGGUUUCUCCUAUACAUGGGUGUUUGAUAAUUGUAUAUAGUUAUAAGCACCUAACCGUAAAAAACACAUGUAUAUCCUAUCUAGAUUUAUAUACAUAAAAAUGUCGUCAUCUAUAUUUGUGUUAGCAUGGGUCUGUACUUGCUCACCUCCCCAUCCAUCACAUGGGUGUGGUAAUAAUAUCUCUAUCUGCAUAAUAGAGUCUACAUAUUUCAAAAUCUUAUGUAUAAAACUUUUCAUGGUAAGCUCAUCUUCUCAUGGCCUCUUUACCAAUGUAUAACCUCGUAAUAUGUAUAACCCCUUAACAUGAUAGAUGCAUAAUAAAGAGAUAAAAUUCUGAUUCAAAGUAAAUCGGAGUGCACAUGUGCAAUAGUAGGUCAUAAUACAUGUAAUAGACAAUUAUGGUAGAUCAAUGAACUCCCACAUCAUAUACUAUAAGAUAUACGUGCACUCUCACGCUACGUGUUAUAAUAUAUAUAUAUAUAUAUGCACUUCCACAUCAUGCUAUCAUAGACUUAGUUGGAAUUGCCGAAGUCAUAAGGCACCCUUGUGUUAUCUAUCCUUAAAGGGUUAGCCUAGAAACAACCUUACUUAGGUCCCGAAGGACUUGUAAAAGAGCAAAUUGAUUAGUUUAAUAAACUAGCAAUAGAUAAGAUCCGAUGUCUUGCCAAAGAGAGCAGCUUUACAAGCAAUUUAGCAAACACUUAACGUGCAAGAGAGAAAAAAAAGAAAGAGAAAAUGAGGACUUCCGAAGACAAAAGAAUAGUCGUAAGUCCGCAAAUGACUGCUCACUAUGUGUUGGGCAUGUCGACAAGUUCCCGUAGCCUUUACGUAUAAACUUAUAAAUUCAAUCAAUGCCCAACACUACCCUAAACCCCUACCCAACCUUACGCUACCCAAGGGGAUCCAAGGGGUUGAGAUGGUUGACAUUUUGCUUUGCACUGUAGCCUGUAGAAAACAAGCCAUGACAUAAAAACUCAAUGGUUGCUCUGUAGCUUUACAAACUAUUCUUGCUUAUAGUUUUUGAGGAAAAACACACAAAAACAAGGUAGAGCAUUGCCAUGAACUUAGUUGUCAUUGCCUAAGUCGUGUGGCACCCUUGCGUGUCCGUCCGCAAAGGUCAGCCUCCUUGAAACCUUCUAUGAUCCUUUAAAACCUACAAAAGAGAAAACGGAUUAAAUAAAGCAUUUCACUCGGGAUCCAUAAGCAACCAUUUUAAAAAACACUUUAUAGUCAAUGCAAAUUAUAACUAUAGACUUCGCAAGCUCUAAACGAUCGCACAAUAAAGGGUCCAAAAUUGUCAAUUACAUAUCAAAAUCUCCACAAGUGCUCACAUGACACAACCUUUGUUUGUAAGCCUAAGACAACCACUAAAACCUACCAAAAUUGGAUUGCUAAGCCCACUAUCAGCCCUUUACAUGUUGUGCAAAGCAUGAACAAAACCGAAAGACACGGACAUACAUGAGCAUUACAUCAAACAUUCUGUUUACAAUUUUGUCCAUGAAGUUCUCCCCCACUUAUUCAUUCGAUGUCCUCGUCGAAGUCUUUGCAGACGUUGCAUCUCUUCGCCUUCUUUGAGUCUUCAAUCUUCUGCUUGAACUGCAACACGCCUCUUGGCUCCCAACUGCUCUUCGUCGUCGUUGUUGAGUAGUUGAACCUUAAUCUCCCAUGCUGCUUCAACGCGCUAAUGACUCUUGACUCUGGUGUGGGGACGGCUGAGUUGUGUUGAUCCUUGUUGGUUCCUAUGGAUCCUUUAGAUGAAGGAAAAGACCAUCUUUGGUAUGCGCCGGUCUCUCAAAUGCCUCAUGCUGCUUGAACUAGGUGGAUGCUUGUUGGAGCUUUAACAAGUUUGAAAUUUUUUUUGAGUCAUUUCUCCACAAAAUUUGUCCAUUGAUUCUUCUUUUCUUUAGUUGUCAUUUCCAAGUAGGUUCGCAUCAUUUUUGCUUUUAAUUGACAUUUUAUUGGGAAAUGAAGCAGACAAUCUACUCUCAAUAUUAUCGAUCAUCAUUGGUGAAGAUUUGAUAACUAUUGUCUUCCCUUCGAUUUUUUCGAAGAAUCUUUGAACCUGUGCAGAGCUCCUUUGUUGGAUAUCUAGGAGAAUUUGGGUACUCGGGUUCGCCCAUUCUCUUAAGAGUUGAAAAGACAAAUGUUACUUGACUUCGCCUGCUUCCUCAAGAGUUGUACUCCAUGCAUCGAGUUGGUUACUAGCCUUUGCUCGCUCUUUGCUCACACUUCUAAAGCACUCGAAGUAUUUGCACUCCUUAUAUUGAGUUAACUACUGUGAUUUACCUUCUCAAUGCAAUCGAACUUUUGGAAUGUAAGAAGCUUUCAUACUAACUUGGAGCAAGUCUCUAAUAGUUUUGGUCGUCUUUGGGAUUGUACCGUCUUCUCCAUCAUCUCUGUCGCCUACUCCUCAGAGUAGCGAAGGUACAACACCACGUAUUGCCUACUUCGUUCCUUGGUCGAGCACUCUUACAUCGACUCGAAGUCCUCCGCUUUCAGCUAUCUUGAUGAGAAGCUCGUUGACAUCGGUCUUACGAAGUUCCUUUGCCUCUACCUUUCAUUCUUAUCUCAGUUCUUGGAGUUCGCUUCUGCAUUCUCCACCUCCUUGGCCCCUUUUAUGAUCAAACGCUCUCCCUCUAUAAGAGUAAGGGAUCGAUGACUCUAUAGAAGUCUCGCCUCUGUGGUACCAUGGCGCUGCCAUGCCCAUGACCCUACUAUCCGUUGUCUCGCAUCUACGUCCCUUUCUUCGCGAUCGGUAGAUCCACCUUUGCGACACUGUGACACUUUUUUGAGUCAACCUACAUUCUAACCGAUACUUGGUCUUGGGUAGCUAAGUCCCUUUGGACUUGUCAUUGCUUUCUCACCCCUUUCGACCACCUGCUUCAACACCUUUGUGUUCUCCGAGCAGUUCCCUUUGGUCGAUGGAAAGACAAAUUGUAACCCUUAUGCAUGGCCAUCGCCAUCAUGUUACAGGGCUCGCAUCGAUUUUGUUCUCCUUAGCUUCCUUGAUAGCAUCGUCCGCUUAUUCAGCCUUGUUCUUUGGCUUGCUAGGUCGCUUCUUUGACUUCCUUGAACUCGGACUACGAUCCCUCUAUGUGUAGCUUAUGUCAGCACAUCGCAGGGUAUCUGCCACUUCCGAUCGUGUUCGCUUCUUUGGCAAUCGACCUUUGUCCACCCGCUCUCGGAUCACACCCAGAUGAAGCACAACUCUAGGACAGUUCGCCGCCUAUAAGCUCCCGAAGUCCAUUGACUUCGUUGAAAUUGGUGCACUAUUGUUUAGAUCCUGGGCCUCUGCCCCCAUCAGCAUAAUCCCGCUAUGCACCGCUUCCUUCAUGGCAACUCAAAUGGUAGCACUACGACAUAUUCUUCAAGAGUACCCACCUCCGUAUCCUCUUACCCCGUGCCAAUGUCUUUUGACCCCAACUUCACCUCCGCAAGUUGAGUCGUCUUAGUUCUUCGUCAAAUGCUUCUCCAAGAUAAGGUGUAUAUGCCUUGAAGCUCCCUUCAUCUUUGACACAAUGCAGGAUGAGUCUGCUCCAUCAGAAUGAAGGACCCAUGGAACGACAUGAUCCUGCUCUUGCCUUUAUAGGAGUUCAUGUCUUUGACCUUUGUCUAAGGAAAGCUUUGUGCCUCCGCUCUAUAUUCCAUCUUCUAUGUCGAUUCCCUUAAUGCUGCUUGGGUACUUCACCACGUUAUACCUAAGUUUCUUCGCUCCUCGAUUUGCAUUGGGUUGAUGGUGGUCGUCGCACCCACCAUUCUAUAGGUCAGCCCUCCAUUGAGUUCGAUCUUUAUAUCGGCUUCAAGCAUGCCUUCAUUUUGUGUUGCCUUGGAUCGCUUCCCCACUUGAUCUCGUAAUACAUCCACCAAUGCAUUACCUCAUAUGAGAUCAUGCGACGACUCCUCAUCGCUCUCUCGGUCCGUUAAGCUUUGUGGAGAUGUAGUCUUGAGGUACUCAAUAUUUACGGUCCGUUGCAUAUGAUUCUCCCUCUUGUCACGGACUUAGUUGGUUUUGCCUAAGUCGUAUGGCACCCUUGUAUGUCCGUCCGUAAAGGUCAGCCUCCCCGAAACCUCCCAUGGUCCUUUAGGACCUAAAAAAAAGAAAACGGGUUAGAGAAUGUGCCUCACUCGGGAUCCACAAGCAAACAUUUCAGAAAACACUUCAUAGCGCAAAUUACAAACAGACUUUACAAGCUCUGAACGGUUGCACAACAAAGGUUCCAAAAUGGUCUACUACAGACCGAGUAUCUCUCACAAAUGUCCAUAUGACAUAACCUUUAUUUACAAGUCUAAAACGGCCAUCAGACCCAACUAAAAUGGGGUUGUUAAGCCUUCGACCGGCCCUCUACAUGUUGUGCAAAGCAUGAACAAACCAAAAGACACGGAGAUACAUAAGCAUUACAUCGAACAUCCUGUUUAGAAUUUUGUCUAUGAUAUUCUCCCCCACUUAUUCCUUCGACGUCCUCAUCGAAGCCUUUGUCGACACUGUAACUCCUCGCCUUUGCUGAGUCGUCAAUCUUCUGCUCCAGCUGCAAUGCGUCUCUUAGCUCCCAACUGCUCUCCGCUGUUGUUGUUGAGUAGUCGAACUUUUGAUCCGUCAUGCUGCUUCAACUCGCCAAUGACUCUGACUCUAGUGUGGGGUUGGCUGAGUUGUGUUGAUCCCUGUUGGUUUAUGCGGAUCCUUCAGAUGAAGGAAAAGAUCAUCCUAACUAUACGCUAGUCUCUCAAAUGCCUCAUGCUGCUUAAAUUGGGUGGAUGUUUGUUGGAGCUUUAACGAGCAUCGCCUCGUAAACUUCUGAAGUUUUCGGAUCCUUCCUCCACAAAAUUUGUCAAUUUACUCUUCUUUCACUUAGUUGUCACUUCCAAGUAGGUUCAUAUCACUUUCGCUUUUGAUUGAUUGACAUCUCUUGGGAAAUGAAGCGGAUAAUCUACUCUCAGUAGCACUGAUCACCAUUGGUGAGGAUUUGAUAACUAUUGUUUUUCAUUUUGUUUCUUCGAAGGGUCUUUGAACAUGUGCAGAGCUCCUUUGUUGGAUGGCUAAGAGAAUUGGGGUACUCGGUUUCGCCUAUUCUCUUAAGAGUUGAGAAGGCAAAGGUUACUUGUCCUCGAAGUUUGUACUUCAUGCAUCGAGCUGGUUACUAGCCUUUGCUUACUCUUUGGUCACACUUCUGAAGUACUUGAAGUUUUUGCACUUCUUGCGUUGAGUUAGUUACUGUGAUUCACCUUUUCAAUGCCAUCGAACUUAUGGAAUGUAGGAAGUUUUCACCCCAACUUAGAGCAAGUCUUUUGUAGUUUUGGUCGCCUCUAGGAUUGUACCGUCUUCUCCAUCAACCUUACCGCCUACUCCACAAAGUAGCAAAGGUAUAGCACCGCGUAUUGCCUGCUUCGUUCCUUGGUCGUGCUCCUAUAUGCUGAUGACCAAGGCUUUCAUCCGAUGUAAAAUUUGAUGCACUCCCAAAAGACCUGUCUCUAUGAUACCAUGACUUUCACUCCUUGAAUCCAUAGCCCUUCUUGUCGUCAUGUUGUUCAUCGAAGUAGAACUCCCAAUAGCUACCAAUCAUACCUCCGUAUGAUAUAGUCCCUUCCGGGACUAGAUUUGUGUGUAUCGCAUUGCCACGAACUAUUCCACCACGAUCCGCUGCACCAUGUCGCCUCCUCUGCCAACAUAUCGCAGGGCCUCUUCCACAUUCGAUUGUGUUCGCUCCUUUGGCAAACGACCUUCGUCCACUCGCUCUCGGGUCACACUCAAACGAAGCACAGCUCUAGGAUAGUCCGUCGCCUAGUAGCUCCUGAAGUCCAUCGACUUCGCUGAAAUUGGUGCACCAUUGUCUGGAUCCUGUGCCUCUGUCCCUACCAGCUAUUCUUGCAUGGAUUAUAAAGAAAAUUGAGCAAAACCUAGUGAUUCUAAAGUUGUAAACCUUAGAAAGUUGAGUUCGCUCCACCCAAAGCUUAGAGAGAGUUCUAAGGGAGGUGUGAGAGGGAUUCCUUGUAAAAGAGGGUUGUAAAAGGUUGUCUCCUAAACCUGUGAAAAGGAGAAGAGGGGUGUAAAAGGGUAGUUGGUCUUUGUCCAUUCAAAGAAGACCGAUAGUGGAUGCCGGUGGCCUCGACGGAAGAGGAAUCGGCGAAGUGGAUGUAGGUCACGACGACUGAACCACUAUAAAAAUUCUGGUUUGCGUUUCUCUUGUGAUAUUUACUUUACUGCAAACCACUUUAUUUGCUUUACAUCCACUACGCUCUUCCGUACGCUUUCAAAGUUAAUACCUUUACGAAAAGGUUUUUCGUCGGAAACAGAUUUAAUCGCAACUAAGUUUUGAACCGACGUAAUUUUUACCACUGCACUAAUUCACCCCCCUUAGUGCCGACUUUUUUCCUAACAAUUGGUAUCAGAGCCUCGUUAUUUCUCACUUAGUUUAACACCCAAGAGAAAUAGCUCUUUUCGGCUUUCAAGAGGGACUUUCUCUUAUUCGUCCUCCCUUGUUCAAUGGGACGGACUACACAUAUUUGGAAAGCUCGAAUGAGAGUUUUCUUACUUUCUUUGUAUUUGAAUUUAUGGAAUAUUGUCGAAAGCGAUUUUCGAAGGUCUUCUCUUCUAAUGAACUAUUGGAAUGAUUUGGAGAAGAGGAUUUUUUCUUUAAAUGCUAGAGCUAUGAAUGCUCUAUUUUGCGCCUUGGAUAAAACCGAAUUUAAAUGGGUUUCUACUUGCGAAACGGUUUUUGACAUUUGGUAUACUCUUGAAAUUACACAUGAAGGCACUAGCAAAGUUAAAGAUUUAAAAAUCAACUUUUUGAUGCAUGAUUUUGAACUUUUUCAUAUGAAACCAAGCGAAACCAUUGGAGACAUGUACACUCGUUUUACGGAUGUCGUCAAUGGUUUAAAAGCACUUGGUAAAAGUUUUUUGGACUUUGAACUUGUAAACAAAAUUUUACGUUCUCUUAAUAAGAACUGAGAUUCGAAAGUAAUCGCAAUACAAGAGGCAAAAGAUUUUAAUAAUUUUUCACUUGAAGAACUUUUUGGUUCAUUAAUAACAUACGAAAUGACGCACAAUGCACAAAACGAACUUAAGAACAUCCUUCCAAAGAACAGGAAGGAUUUCGGACUUGGAACAAUCGAAGAUCACUCGAGCAUAAGCUCAAGUGAUGGUGAACUUGAACUCCUCGGUAUGAAAUUUAAAAAGUUCUUGAAAUAAAAAUUGAAGAAUAAAAAUAAACUUAAAAAGAACGCAACUACUUGCUAUGAACGCAAGAAGAAGGAAGCAAUCUUGAACGAAACGAGCUCAUUCGAAGAUGAAGGACAAUCCAACAAAGGCGAGGUGACAAACUACGCCUUAACGAUUUUCAACAAUGAGGAUCCUAACCUAGCUGUGGAGGCAAUGUCUUCAACUAGUUCGUCUCAGUCAUCAAGAGCCUCAGACAGACCUUCGUCACAAUCAGCUCAAUCAUCAAGAGCAUCGGAUAGACUUUCAUCUCAGUCAGCUGCUCAGAAUGUGAGGUCACAAAAUUCAGGGUCUGGUAGUGGAAGUACUGGAACAGCUGCAUCAAUGGGCAGGAAUGCUAAUUCAUCGAGGCUAUAUCAACGAUCUAUACAUUUUUCUGCCAAUGCUUGGGUACUAGUGGUUGUUGUGCUUGGGAUGCUUCCAGUUUUGCCAAGAAAUCUUUCAAACAGGGCAUAUCAUUUGUCGUUGCUGGGUACUACUUGUUCCUCGGUUUAUUCAUUAUACACUCUCUAUGGGAAACCGAGGGCAUGGAACCUCUCUGCUAUCCAAACAUGGUUUCAAACACUGAUCGGAGCAAAGGAUUUUAUUCAUUUGAUAUAUUGUAGUACACUUGUUACAUCACAGCUACACUUUAAAUUUGCUCUCAUACCUGUAUUUUCUUGGGCUCUUGAGCAUGUGGCCAAAUUUCUAAGGCGUAAUUUUGCACAUUCUUCUUUAUACAGGAAAUACUUGGAGGAACCUUGUUCGUGGGUAGAGGCAAAUGGAACUACAUUGAACAUUCUAAGUUCAAACGCGGAGAUUGGAUUGGGCUUUCUUCUAAUCAUAUCCUUAUUCUCGUGGCAGCGCAAUAUUAUUCAGACAUUCAUAUACUGGCAGCUGCUGAAGCUCAUGUACCAUGUUCCUGUAACUGCUGGUUAUCAUCAGAGUGCGUGGGCAAGGAUUGGUCGGACUGUGAGUCCAUAUAUCUAUCGCUAUGCUUUUUUCUUAAACGUCCCCAUAUCUGCAGUUCAGAGAUGGUGGUUAAGGUAGAAGGAAGAAAGGUAGUAGGUGGUUACGGUGGACAAUAGCUACCUUCUGAUAGAAAACCACGGUUGGUAAAACCGAACCUAGAUGUGGCCAUUUCCUGGAGGUGCUUGUUGAUUCUUGUGCUUGUGCUGCGGCCAAAUGCAGGAGUUUGUCCAUUGCUAUGAACCCAUUUUGUGAUCUUCUGCCAUGCGAUUAAACGGGAGAAAAUACAGCAUACUUGCUCGUAUUUUACUUGGCACUAGAGUUGAGAACUCAUUUUUGAGAGUCCACCUGAUUGCAUUGUGUUUCCUCUUUUUGUUGAUUGAUGCUGGUGGUGAAGUCCUCGAAGCAGAUGAUUGCCAUUGAUUGCUGUCGGUGUCAAGCUGAUGAUGCCCUUAACAGCAGGGGAGAGGAAAAAGUGACUGUUCUGUUUGUGUUUGAAAGGCUGAUAGAACUUUUUGAGGUGGAGUGAAUGGUGUAUGUAUUAUAGGCUAGUUUUCUUGUCUCCAAAAGAGAGGAAGAGUGAGUUGGAGAACGUUGUUGGCUUAGUGUGUGUGUGUGUGUAUGUAUUUCGCUGGGAUCCGAUGGAGAACGCUCUUCGUACAAGUCUAGUUUUCGCUUGCAAUGCGAUGGACAGGGAUAACAAGGUAAAUGACUUGUCAUGUCGAAUGAAUAUAGGUGGUCAAGCAUUGGACAUGUGCAUGAAGAGCCAAGUUUGGGGGCACAGAUCUGGUCAACGUGAGCAGUUAAAAUUUUCAGUCAACAUUAUAUAUCUCUUUGGAUUGGUGUUGCCCCAUAAUUUUUGGAAAUACAUGUUGCUGUCAAUUUGUUAGGGGA
This is a messenger RNA of Musa acuminata AAA Group (dessert banana), 10634 nucleotides long. RefSeq lists its product as uncharacterized. Gene Ontology annotation, biological process: endoplasmic reticulum tubular network organization; membrane organization. The transcript is spliced from 9 exons. NCBI's taxonomy places the organism in Eukaryota, Viridiplantae, Streptophyta, Magnoliopsida, Zingiberales, Musaceae. The record is from RefSeq and is a predicted model, not a curated record. Gene Ontology annotation, cellular component: membrane; endoplasmic reticulum. The coding region runs from base 8949 to 9821 and encodes 290 amino acids.